Molecule: messenger RNA, 1250 nt
Organism: Prunus mume (Japanese apricot)
Lineage: Eukaryota; Viridiplantae; Streptophyta; Magnoliopsida; Rosales; Rosaceae
Source: RefSeq, a predicted model, not a curated record
CGACUUCCACAAUAUAUACACACAACACGUAUUCCCACUUCUCGGACACGGAGCAGAGCAGAACAGAGAACAGAACAGAACCUAUUCUUUCUUUUCAAGUCACAAAAUUUUUUUCCCUUUCCCUUUCGCUUUUCUUUUUCACCUUUCUCAUCAAUCAACCCCUCAACUCUUCUCAACAAACCAAUUCUCUCAGCCUUAACAUGAAUGGGCAUAGAGAAGACAACUCCUAUUGCUAUUUCCACCCAAAGGAGGUGGUUGUGGGUGUUUGCUCUCUCUGCUUGACCGAGAGGCUUCUCAUCUUGGCUGCAAAAAAGAGCCACCAUGUUUCUUCAGCCAGAGGCAGAGCUAGUGCUCAUAGAACUCCAAGUGGCAUGCACAAGAAGCCACCCAUUAGCCUCCCCAAGAUCUUUGCUUUCAGCUCUUUCCUCAAUCGACAGUGGAAACCAAAUUACUUGGAUCAAGAGGCCUCCACCAGCCAAGAAGACUCGUUCAUAUCAAUCAAGUUUGAAGAGAAUGGAGUUGCCUCAUGGGAGAAGAACAGAGUGUCUAAGGUCUCUCUAGAGCAUUGCAACAUGUCCUGGAAUCACAACUUCAGCAAGGAAGCUAAGGAAGCUAAGGAGGUCAAGGAGGCUAAGGACACCAAGAGUGUGAUAGAGCAUGGGAAAUCCCAUGCGCCACUUAGGUGGCGGAAGAGGAUAGGGCACUUGUUCCAGCUCAUCAGAUGGAAGAGGUCCAACAAGGGCAAUGUGUGCCAUGUGAGCAGCAAGGUGGAAGGAGUCAAGGUAAGGAAGGGUUGGAUGAGAACCCUGACAAAGAGAAGGGGGGCCAUGGAAUAAAGGGGGUUGUACAGAAAGUGACACAAGUCUUUUCCUCCACCAUACUCAUCUGUGGGUAGAAGCUCCAUAAAGUCAUAUAUUAUUGAGGGUGGUAGAGUCAAAUUCUUUACUUUAUCAUUCCCCUAAAAAAUGUGCUUUUAUCUGGCUUUCAACUCUCAGCCUUCUUUUCUUUUGUUUUUCCUUGAUUUCUUUAAACAGUACAGGUUGUAAAAGGGUUCUUGAAAUAUAUGCUUUGGUUUCUCAUCGUUAUAAAAAAAAAAAGAAAAAAAAAAGAAAAAAUUCAUUUGUAGUUCCUCUCCAUACCAAACAUGUGAAAGCUAGACCCACGUUAGGUUCACGAAGUGGGAAACAAUGGAGCAAAGGGCCCAUUCUUCUGGAUCUGGAACUUGUCUAACACUUGUCUUGAUGGUUGAA